AAUGAUAAAUUCUGGGUAAUUUAUGCAUUGUGUCUAUAUUGUAAAAUUAAAUUCAUUAUUGGUAUUUGGUAUUGUAAUCAAUCGUUUCAAGAAGGAACUCGCCUGGUGUUUGCGUAAGAAUUGUGUAAAAUAUGAAAUGAUGAGUGAUCCUUCGUGUUCAAAUUCUUUGUUAAAAAAAGCGGAAGCACACGUUUUCAAAAAAAAUACAGUAAAAACUAACAAAAAUCAUGGACAAGGAUCAUCCAACCCUGCAAGUACAGAUCUAUCCAAACUUUCUAAAAACAUGAACAUCGGUACACAUCCUACUACUAGUAGUGGUGCAAAAUCCCAAGAUUCACCUGCAGCUUCACCAAAAUCUAAGAAUGCACAAAGAAAAGAGAAAAAACGGAUACAGAUCCCAGUGCCUGAAAGUCAGAGAGGAUUGCAGAUUACGGACGAUUUUCAUAAUGCAAAGUCAAUUAAUGUUCAUGAACUAUUUCAGAGUCAAAUUAUGCCGUUAUAUGCCACUACAAACUCAAGAUACCUCGAAAAUCUGGCUCAUCAUUCACAACUCAAUCAAAUUCAGGGUCAUCAUACAAGAGAUAUCAUUCAAAUGCAGUUAGCUACUGUUACAACUAAUUUACAACAUAAUGCAAUAAGCCCAGAGCCAAAAUAUUUACAAAAUGUUAUGCAACAUCCAUUAUUGAAGCGCGAUCAUGAAAUUAUUAAUCAGGUACGAGCACAGCAUAUUCAAUCCAGCAGCUUUUCGAGUCAAUCUAAAGGUACACCACAAAAAGAAUCUCCACGUCAGAAAAACAGAAAGAGGAAUAAUAGGGAGGCAAAAGAACAGGGAUUUGAUCCAUACAUGUCUAUAGAAGAAGUUGAAAAGGGAUUGAAAAGUAACACUCUUAUUGAAGGUGUUCUGAGAAUCAACCCAAGACAUUUCACACAUGCAUAUGUUGCAAGUAGUGAUAGAGGUGAACAAGAUGUACUUAUAGAAGGUAUUAAAAGUAGAAACAGAGCAUUAGAAGGAGAUGUUGUUAUUGUGCAACUUAUUGAAAUCGAUCAAGAAUCUACAGAGGAAAAUAAUGAGUGUAAACAAAAACAAGGUAUAGUUGUAUUUAUCAAAGAAAAAGUACAUAAGAGAACAUGUAUUGGAUCGUUAAAACUUAUGUCCGAUAAAAAUAAACAGAGGGCAUUAUUUGUACCCAGAGAUUUUAGGGUCCCAAAGCUGAACAUAUCUGUGCUCUAUUGGCCAGACAAUUUCUACGAGAAGGCAGCAGAAUAUGAAAACACAUUAUUCCUAGCUGAAAUAAUAGACUGGUUUGAUGUCAGAUUCGCCCUGGGUAAAAUAGUUUGCAUUAUAGGAACAGCUGGUGAUAUGCUGUCCGAAACGAAAGCUAUUCUAGCACAAAAUGAUUUAGAUGUGACUCCAUAUGGGUCAGAAUUCAAACAUUUGUAUCCUGGUUUAGAUUAUGUUGUUUCUGAGGAAGAAAUAAAGGACAGAGAGGACUGUCGUAAUUUAUGCAUAUUUAGCAUUGAUCCCCAUAACUGUAGAGAUGUAGAUGAUGCAGUUUCAUGUAGAAAACUUGAAAAUGGAAACUAUGAAAUUGGAGUCCAUAUAUCUGAUGUAUCACAUUACUUAGCCGAGGGCACACCCCUAGAUGAGAAGGUUGCAGAUAAAGCUACAACUAUCUACAUGGUAGAGAAAGCUUACCAUAUGCUUCCCGAUGACCUGUGUAUGCUAUGCUCCUUAUUGCCAGCAGUUGACAAAUUGGCAUUUUCUGUAUUUUGGGAAAUCACCCCAGAUGCUCAAGUAUUGAAGCAUAGAUUUUCAAAAACCGUCAUCAAUUCAUGUUGUAAGUUGGCAUACGAACAUGCUCAGGAUAUACUGGAUGAUAAGGAGAAUAUAGAAGAGAAUUUUGCCGAAAUUUACAAUGGUUUUAAAUACUCAGAUAUACAUGAAGCUAUAAAAGUUUUGGGUCACAUGUCAUCUAUAUUUAGACAGAGAAGAUUUGAUGGUGGUGCACUAAGAAUAGAUCAACUAAAAAUAACUUUUAAACUGGGUCCUACGGGACUGCCAGAAACAUAUUCUAUAUACGAAAGUCGAGCCAGUCAUCAGCUAAUUGAAGAGUUCAUGUUGCUCGCAAAUAUGACAGUAGCAGAACGUAUUUAUGAGGAUCAUCCAAAAUUAGCAUUUUUACGAUGCCAUCCACCACCAAGUUUGUACUUGCUUAAACAAUUAGCUAAAUCUUUGAAGCCCAUGGGUAUCGACUUAAGUAUUUCAUCAGCUGGUGAGUUGCACAAAUCAUUGCUGCCGUAUGUUGGACCUGAGAAUACAAACAUAGGAAGAGCAAUGGUAAUCAAUAUGUUAUGUACCAAACCUAUGACAAGGGCCAAAUAUUUUUGUGCUGGUUCCUAUGAAGAGGAAUUUUCGCAUUAUGCCUUGAAUGUUCCUCUGUAUACUCAUUUUACAAGUCCUAUUAGACGAUAUGCAGAUAUAAUGGUGCACAGAUUACUGUCAGCGAGCUUAAAAUAUUCAGAAGUGCCAAAAUGGGAGACUGACAGAGUGCGUAUGAUAGCAGCGAGAUGUAAUCAACAGAAGUACAAUGCGAAAAAAGCUGGAGAAUCAUCCACAGAGCUGUACACUCUGAAGUAUAUAGAACUUAAUUCACCAGUAGCAACUGAGGCUGUUGUUGUUGACGUUAGGGAAAAAUACUUAGAUGUCAUUAUCAUAGCCAUGGGUCUUAACAGGAGAAUAUUUUUAAACAAUGAUUUCCCUGGUGAAUGCAAAUGUAUUAAAAAUGAUGCUGGUUUAAAAUUAUCUAAGAUGGAGAUUAGUUGGAAAACUACAGAGGAUUUACCCUGUGUGAAACAAGUUAUUGAAGUGUUUUCUAUUUUAGAAGUUGAGAUGUUGAAAGGUGAUGAUAUGGUUAAAGUCGAGACAAAGCUUAAGAGGCCAAUGAACAAUUACAAGGUGUAAUGAUCUCCUUUUUAUUAAUAACAUUUUACAUUAUUAUGACAAAAUUUUCAGAACAGAUGAAAUUACUACACUAAAUAUUUUAGUUACAUUUUGACAUUCUACAUUAAUUUGUAAAUUUUAUAUUCAGUCUGUAGAUUUUUGACUACCCAAUUGUUUGUGUAAAUAG
This is a messenger RNA of Aricia agestis (brown argus), 3128 nucleotides long. Its product is annotated as DIS3-like exonuclease 2. Gene Ontology annotation, cellular component: P-body; exosome (RNase complex). The transcript is spliced from 3 exons. Lineage: Eukaryota; Metazoa; Arthropoda; Insecta; Lepidoptera; Lycaenidae. Gene Ontology annotation, molecular function: 3'-5'-RNA exonuclease activity; RNA binding. Gene Ontology annotation, biological process: mRNA catabolic process; miRNA catabolic process. Bases 23 to 2962 code for a protein of 979 amino acids. The record is from RefSeq and is a predicted model, not a curated record.